This is a messenger RNA of Oryzias melastigma (Indian medaka), 3414 nucleotides long. Its product is annotated as polypeptide N-acetylgalactosaminyltransferase 10. Lineage: Eukaryota; Metazoa; Chordata; Actinopteri; Beloniformes; Adrianichthyidae. The record is from RefSeq and is a predicted model, not a curated record. Bases 133 to 1944 code for a protein of 603 amino acids. The transcript has 14 exons. Gene Ontology annotation, cellular component: Golgi apparatus.
CGGCGCGUGCUCGUCGGUCGGAGUGAAAGUUGUCUCCGGUCGGAGCAGCAGCGGUACUCGGUCUCUCGGUCGGUCCCUCGCGCUGCCGGGAGUCGGUGUUUCGCUCCGCCGCAGCGGCUCGUUACCGGAAGUAUGAGGCGGAAGGAGAAGAGGCUGCUGCAGUUCGCGGGGCUGCUCGUGGCCGCGGUCCUCUUCCUGCCGAACGUCGGGCUGUGGUCUCUGUACCGGGAGCGCGUGCUGGAAAACUCCGCGGACGCGGCGGACGGUCCGGGCGUCUUCUCCACCAAGCAGGGGCUCCACCAGAAGGUCGCUCAGGUGGGAUCGGACGGCGUGAGGCGGCUCGACUGGCACGACUACAAAGCCAUGAGGAGGGACGCUGCUCGUGUCGGAAACGGAGAGCAGGGGAAGCCCUUCCCUCUGACGGAGACGGACCGGGUCGAUCAGGCCUACAGGGAGAACGGCUUCAACAUUUACGUCAGCAACCGGAUCUCUCUGAACCGCUCGCUGCCCGACAUCCGCCACGAAAACUGCAGGCAGAAGCUGUACGCCGAGAAGCUUCCCAACACCAGCAUCAUCAUCCCCUUCCACAACGAGGGCUGGUCCUCCCUGCUCAGGACCGUCCACAGCAUCAUCAACCGCUCGCCGCCGCCGCUGGUCGCCGAGAUCAUCCUGGUGGACGACUUCAGUGACAAAGAACACCUGAAGGGGGCGCUGGAGGAGUACAUGAAGCGCUUUCCGAAGGUUCGCAUCCUGAGGACCAAGAAGAGGGAGGGGCUCAUAAGGACUCGCCUGCUGGGCGCUGGCGCCGCCAAAGGAGAGGUCAUCACCUUCCUGGACUCUCACUGCGAGGCCAACGUCAACUGGCUGCCCCCCCUGCUGGAUCGGAUUGUCCAGAACAAGAAGACCAUCGUCUGCCCCAUGAUCGACGUCAUCGACCACGACAACUUCGGCUACGACACGCAGGCGGGGGACGCCAUGAGGGGGGCGUUCGACUGGGAGAUGUACUACAAACGGAUCCCCAUCCCUGCUGAGAUGAAGACGGACGACCCGACGGAACCGUUUGAGUCGCCUGUGAUGGCCGGCGGGCUGUUCGCCGUGGACAGGAAGUGGUUCUGGGAGCUGGGGGGUUACGACACGGGUCUGGAGAUCUGGGGAGGAGAACAGUACGAGAUCUCCUUCAAGGUGUGGAUGUGCGGUGGUCGCAUGGAGGACAUCCCCUGCUCCAGGGUGGGACACAUCUACCGGAAGUACGUCCCCUACAAGGUUCCUGGUGGGAUCAGCCUGGCGAAGAACCUGAAGCGCGUGGCGGAGGUGUGGAUGGACGAGUACGCCGAGUACGUCUACCAGCGCCGGCCCGAGUACCGCCACCUGUCUGCGGGAGACAUGACUGCGCAGAAGGAGCUGCGCAGCCGCCUCAACUGCAAGAACUUCAGGUGGUUCAUGAAGGAGGUGGCCUGGGACCUGCCCAAACACUACCCCCCGGUGGAGCCGCCUGCAGCCGCCUGGGGAGAGAUCCGUAACGUGGCCAGCGGCAUGUGCAUGGAGAUCAGACACUUUGUGUCCGGGAGUCCCAUCCGGAUGGAGAGCUGCGUGAAAGGACGAGGGGAAGUCAGCUGGAGCCACGGACAGGUGCUGACGUUGGGUUGGAGGGAGGACAUCCGGGUGGGCGACCCCAUGCACACGAGGAAGGUCUGCUUCGACGCCGUCUCCCACAGCAGCCCCGUCACGCUGUACGACUGCCACGGCAUGAAGGGGAACCAGCUGUGGCGCUACCGGAAGGAUAAGAGUCUGUUCCACCCGGUCAGCAACAGCUGCAUCGACAGCAGCCCCAGCGAGCGCCGCGUCUUCAUGAACGCCUGUGACCCCGCCUCCCUGAGCCAGCAGUGGCUGUUCGAGCGGACCAACGACACCGUGCUGGAGCGCUUCAACCGAGGCGCCAACUGAAGACCACGACGGGAGACGGGAUCUUCCCAGGAACCAACCAGGAACCAGGAUCACCUUGGAUCUCAUAAAGCAGCUUCCUGAGUAAAGUGCUGCUGUGCAAACAUCUGAUCCGGUCCGCCAGCUGAGAGCUGAGGCGCCGUUUGGACCAGCAGCAUCCCGAGUCCAAUCCUACCACUCCAGUCUGACGGAGGAGGAGGCGGAGAACGACGGACGAGUGACCCACCUGAAGGUUUUAGAGCUCUUGGAGAGCUGAGCGUGUGUUCUUCAUCAUCCUGCACUGACGUGAGGAGGAAGCAGCAGAAACGGCUCUGAUUCAUCCACAGUUCACGUUUCCUGACGCUCUGCAGGAGAAACGAGUCUUUCUGUGCUGAUCUCAGCUGAUCUCAGCUGAUCUCAGCUGAUCCUCUGGACGGAAGAAGAGAGGAAAACGAGGAAGAGCGAAGGAGGAAGAAAGCAGCUUCUAAGCCUGUUCUGACCCGUCAGACCAGAACCACAGAGAUGUUUUUGAUUUGACUUGAUGCAUUUCACCAGCAGAAGCACGGUGACAUCAGUGUCCCAGAAGACUUCAGACAUGCAUGAUGAGGUCUGUUUGGUUUGUGGUGUACUCCAUCUGAUCUGAUUUUUUAGGAGAAAUGAGUCUUUAUGGAUUAAGACUUUCAAAAUAAAAGACUGAACCACACAGAUGCUGCAGCCAAAGAGCGAAACGUCUGCAUGGAUGUGAUGUUUGUGUUGACAAAUAAAUGUGUUCAGAUGAUGAUGCAUCUGGGGGUGGAGCUUCUGUGUUACUGAUGGAGGGGCUGAAACAGUUUCUCUCAACAACAAACCCCUGAUGACAUUCGACUUGUAAAAAGUUGAGAAAAAACCUGUUUUCUUAUUCGGCCACAGCCGGACAUUCAGAUCAGACCUGAUCGAAACGUUUUGAGCUGCUGAUGAUUCAAUCUGCUGGCGUCCUGAAAGCUCAGAGACGUUUCAUCUGGAGCGCCGGCAUGAAGAUGAAGAGGCAGGAAGAACGGCAAAAACAGGAGUUUCAUUUCAUACCAAACCCCAGACUUUUCAUGAUGAGGUUUAGAAACAUCAAGAAGCACGAAACGGAAACAUGCAGCAGGAGGAACAGAAAACACUCCAGGAAUUCUUCUACGACAGAGAAAAUGUCUUUAGUGUCUUCAGAUUUCAGCUUCAUGUAAUCUGACUUUCAUGAAAACACUUCCUGACGUGGACGUCAGCCUGAUAACGUUUCUCUUUAGACUCGUUCUGUGCUGCUGGUUGUUGAUCACACUGCAGGUAAAUCCAAACUCAAAGUUCAGGAUCGGAUUUUCUCUUUUCAGACUCUGGUUUUUAUUAGAAGCAAACAUUUAUCAACAGACGAUGAUGAAUCCUUUUAGUUCGUAUCUUCUGAUAAAAGUUUGAAUCCUCCAUGAUGAAGUCAUGGAGUUCUGCAGGGCUCUAUGCUGGGACCACCUCUGAUCGCCU